AUGGAGGAGGCGAAGGGAUUCGAACCCCCGAAUACUUGUGUAUUAGUAGUUUUCAAGACUACCGCCUUUAAACCACUCGGCCACGCCUCCUACAAUCAAGAACUUGCAUCUGCUUUCUUGACGGCUUUCGUUAGUUUGAACGAGGAAAUAAUAAAACCCAACUUACAACAAAACAAGAUAAUUAUUAUUGACCGUUAUUUUGAUAGCACUCUGGUUUACCAGGGAGCCACCAACGAGACUGAUUUUAACAAAAUUUUUGGUAUGACGCCGCAACGAGACAUACUACGACCCGAUUUAACUUUCAUUUUAGACCUUGAUCCCCAAGCAGCCCAAAAAAGGCUCUGA
Messenger RNA from Racocetra fulgida, 345 nucleotides. Lineage: Eukaryota; Fungi; Glomeromycota; Glomeromycetes; Diversisporales; Gigasporaceae. The record is from the annotation of a GenBank genome assembly.